GAGAACAGGAGAGAACAGAGUAGGACAGAGAGGGUGGGAGGUAAGAUCUGUGUUACAGGGUUAUAAAUACAGAUGGUCAGUCCUAUUUCAAAGCCUUCGCUUAUCUCCUGGACACACAGACCUCCACCAAAAUGCUUUUUCAUCGCUUUAACCUGGCAAAAUUUGGAUUUUGCAUGUUGCUCUUGCUAGUGCUGAUAUAUCAGGUAUCUAGUGUGCCAGUAGUGACUCCUGAGGUACAAUCAGAUCUUCAGCCUUCACAUAUACUGCACCGCAAGAUACGAAUGUCCCCUCUAUGGCGAAUCAUGGGGUUCAAACCAUAUGGAGCCUAUUGCCAGAACAAUAUAGAGUGUUCCACAGGAUUUUGCAGGAAUGGUCAUUGUUCUUUCAGUGGGCCUGUUCAUUCUUAGUGGAGUGGACAACUGAAAUUUUUAACAGAAAAGUAUUCAUUUAUGAGUCAACCCAACAUAUUCAAAAUGCCAAGACAAUUUUUUUAUAUAUAAUCAUAGCAUUGUGAGUGUAUGUUGUAAGCACUUUAACUUUUGACCUAUAUGUAGCACAGUACACAGUGCAUGUGAAGAAAUCUGACUUGAAAAGUUACAUUGGUUACACGGGAUAUCUUUUACUCUCAAGGCACGUAUUAAGAUUUAUUUACUUAGAUUUACUUCUGCUAAGUCUCUUUGAAUUGGGUUGAUAUUUUGGAUAAUGGUUUAGUUUAAAUUAUACAGACCAAAAAGUUCAUGCCAAAUUAUUUUCCACUUCUAAGCCUUAACCCUUACAUGCCUUGUAAUUAUGCUUAGUUAAAGGGCUGUAUUACCCUGUGUGAGCAUGUGUUUUUAUUUGUGUAAUGCAUUAUUAAGAAUUAUUGUAUGAUGCCUCAUUAGUGUAUUUGUUAUUAUUUAUAGACUAGACCCUUACUAGAAAUAUUUUCAUGGAAAUUCCAUUUUGAUACAGAUAUGUUCCAAUUAUUUUGCUCAUUUGAUCUUUGAUAUAAAGUACUGUAUUUGAUAAUAAAGUUAUAAGGGCAUACAGAAGGGGCAGUAAGAGAACAUGCACACAUCUUGCUCCUCUUCUCAGGAAGGUCAGUGUGACUGAUUCUCAGAAACCCAGUUCUAGUGACAAAGGCCAUUGAUGUUCCUCGGCAUGCAUGUGUUAGAGAGAGGAGUAUUUGCACAAGAAUGUACUGUAACUGAAUGAUGUCAUUGUACUGUGAACGACCUCCACAUGAAGAGCAAAUUUUAAGUCGAAUAAAACACUAAUUUUUAAAAUCUU
Molecule: messenger RNA, 1269 nt
Organism: Myxocyprinus asiaticus (Chinese sucker)
Lineage: Eukaryota; Metazoa; Chordata; Actinopteri; Cypriniformes; Catostomidae
Product: liver-expressed antimicrobial peptide 2-like
Exons: 3
Coding region: 132-407 (91 amino acids)
Biological process (GO): defense response to bacterium; antimicrobial humoral immune response mediated by antimicrobial peptide
Source: RefSeq, a predicted model, not a curated record